Molecule: messenger RNA, 1463 nt
Organism: Apaloderma vittatum (bar-tailed trogon)
Lineage: Eukaryota; Metazoa; Chordata; Aves; Trogoniformes; Trogonidae
Gene: JUN
Product: jun proto-oncogene
Exons: 2
Biological process (GO): regulation of transcription by RNA polymerase II; regulation of cell cycle; regulation of cell population proliferation
Cellular component (GO): transcription regulator complex
Molecular function (GO): RNA polymerase II cis-regulatory region sequence-specific DNA binding; DNA-binding transcription factor activity, RNA polymerase II-specific; transcription factor binding
Source: RefSeq, a predicted model, not a curated record
GCCAAAGUGCUGAAGCAGAACAUGACGCUGAACCUGUCCGACCCAUCCAGCAACCUGAAGCCGCACCUGAGGAACAAGAACGCCGACAUCCUCACCUCCCCCGACGUGGGACUGCUGAAACUGGCCUCGCCUGAACUGGAGCGGCUCAUCAUCCAGUCCAGCAACGGGUUAAUCACCACCACGCCGACCCCGACGCAGUUCCUCUGCCCCAAAAAUGUUACCGACGAGCAAGAGGGGUUUGCGGAAGGCUUUGUGAGGGCCAUGGCGGCUGUGUCCUCCAUGGCUGGCAGCAGCAGCUUCAAUACGAAUUUGCACAGCGAGCCCCCGGUGUACGCCAAUCUCAGCAACUUCAACCCCAACGCGCUCAACUCCGCGCCGAACUACAACACAAACAACAUGGGCUACGCACCACAGCAUCACAUAAACCCCCAGAUGCCCGUGCAGCAUCCCAGGCUUCAGGCUUUGAAAGAAGAGCCUCAGACUGUACCCGAAAUGCCAGGGGAAACUCCUCCCCUGUCCCCUAUUGACAUGGAGUCACAGGAGAGAAUCAAAGCUGAGAGAAAACGCAUGAGAAACAGAAUCGCGGCAUCCAAAUGCCGGAAAAGGAAGUUGGAAAGGAUUGCCAGGUUGGAAGAAAAAGUGAAAACUUUGAAAGCCCAGAACUCAGAGCUGGCAUCUACUGCCAACAUGCUCAGAGAACAGGUUGCACAGCUUAAGCAGAAGGUCAUGAACCAUGUCAACAGCGGGUGCCAGCUAAUGCUAACACAACAGUUGCAAACGUUUUGAAGAGACUGUCUUAAACGAGGACUGUGAUAUUGUGGUAUAACUGAAACGAAAAAACACAAGUGGCAGAUGCAUAAAGCUAAUGGUAAAAGCUGAAAGGCUGAGUCCUGCCUGUGCUCUGCAAAGCGCAUGUGUGGAAAGACUGGCAAGCCUUCAGUUUGAGUUAGCAGCGAAGCGGCCAGCACUGCUCCGAGAAGUGCUGUUCCUGCUCAGAUGAGAUGUCAGAUCUUCGUUUAACAUUGACCAAGACCUGCAUGGACCUAACAAUCAAUGAUCAUUCAGUAUUAAAGGUUAAACUGCAAUAGAAACUGUAGAUUGCUUUAUGUAGUAUUACUUAAGGAAAAAAGAAAAAACACAAAGUGGGAGGGAGGUGUGUGGGAGGCUGAUAAACAAAAAAGAACUAUUCUGCCUGCCUUCAAGUAAAUUGUGUAUGUACAUAUUUUUUUUAUUUUAUUUUAUGAAAGUUGAUUAAUGUCAAUAAACUACUUCAUGACUUUGUAAGUUAUUUUUAUGUUGUUUAUUUGGGCACUGCCCAGUAUUGUUUGUAAAUAAGAGGCAUUUUUUUUUUAGUACUCUGAGUUUACCAUUUGUAAUAAAGUAUAAUUUUUUAAUGUUUCUGUUUCUGGAAAAAUUCUAGAAGGUUCUAUUAUAUUUAAGAAAAAUAAAAUAAUUAAAAUGCA